UCCACCAAGUUUAAGUGUUUGCCGGCGCUAUGAAGCUAAUGCGUCUGCAAUCACUUUUCAUCCUUCCAACGUCUAGUUUAUAUGUUGUAUUUCGCAAUCCAAAACGACAUGUUAGCUCGAGAUAUUCAAUGCUCGCUCAAUAUGUAUCCGAUGGUGUGCUAGUGUCGCACAUUUUCCACAGCACCUGAAGGCAACAUGAGCGCCAGUGUUCAGACGCAGUACGUGCAGAUGUUACCACUUUCUUCUACCUCCUCCGUCCUCUUUGGAUUCCUGUGCUGGCUGCGGAGAAGAGGACAAUGAGGAUUGAUGGUUGCUGUUUGGACUCUGAAAAAAUACAAAAAAGAUACAUUGUGUAGGACAAAUGGUGAAGUCCUCCAAGCAGAGAUGCUCCAGAGAUCUCGUGCUACUUCACCCCCUGUUCAAUACGCUAGUGAAGCUACAUGAGGAUGGUUAUGAUGAGGAGAAGGAGAUGCUACUUAAAAGGAGACGUGCUUUGCACGAUUCUUUUACUGGUGCUCUUCUCUGUGUUGCUCUACUUGCGACAGGUUCUUCUGUCCUCUGGGUGGGACAAGCCAGCAUGGAAGCUGGAGAUCCUUCGCCCCACCAGUUCCAGUCGGAGUCUGCUGGGAACCAACGGAGCCAGAGUGGCCCAGGAGUCCCGGCCGAAUACAGUGAGGCCCUCUGAGCCUCAGCUACCUCCCUGUGAACACAAGCCAAAACGCCCUCAGCCCAAGUCCAAAGCUCAGUCUAAACCCAAAGGAAGGUCUCAGUCUCGACAGAAGAGCAUCACGCCGACCAAGAUGACCGGUGCUCCCCUGCCGACAAUGCCGCUCUUUGACUUUGUGGGCUAUCUGCGAGACAAGGACAACCGCAACUUCCAGCUGCUCAUAGAUCAACCACAGAAAUGUCAGCUGGGAGGAUCCCAACAAGCUGGAGAAAGUCAUCAGCUCUACAUGCUCAUUGCAGUCAAAUCUGUAGCUGCAGAUUUUGAUAAGCGGCAGGUGGUACGUAGGACCUGGGGUAAAGAAGGCAGGUCUAUUCGUACUGUCUUCCUGUUGGGGGUCCCCAAGAAUCGCACUGCUUUGCCUCUGUGGGAUCAGCUGCUGACCUACGAGAGUCAAACCUUUGAGGACAUCUUGCUGUGGGACUUUGAAGACACCUUCUUCAACUUGACCCUAAAAGAGACCCACUUUCUGGAAUGGGUCAACCACACCUGUCCUCACGUCAAGUUCAUCUUCAAGGGGGAUGCUGAUGUUUAUGUGAAUGUAGAGAACAUCCUGGAGAUGCUGCAAGGUGAAAAGUCAGACAAUGAUCUUUUUAUUGGGGAUAUAAUUGUCAAUGCCAAACCCAUUCGGCGCCGCACUUCCAAGUACUAUGUGCCAGAGUUUGUGUACGGCAGUGCUUUAUACCCAUCUUAUGCCGGUGGAGGGGGCUUUGUCAUGUCUGGGUAUACAGCACGGAGACUCAGCGCUUCCUGUCAACAGGUGGAGCUGUUCCCCAUCGAUGAUGUGUUUCUGGGAAUGUGCCUCCAGCUGAUCGGCAUCAAGCCAUCGCGCCACCACGGUUUUCGGACAUUCGGCAUUCCCCGUCCAUCAGCAGCACCUCACCUCCAGACCUUCGACCCGUGUUUUUACCGGGACCUCAUGGUGGUUCACAGCCUCACUGUGCCCCAGAUAUGGCUCAUGUGGAACCUGCUGCAUGACCCCAAACUGAGCUGUCACAACAGGACCAGACCGACAUCAGGAUCAUUCAAGUGGAGGAUGGGCGAUUCAGAAGGGGAAGGGGAGACUGACUAUGAUGAGAAGCAGGUCUUUGUCACGCAUGAUUAACUUCCUGUAGGGAAGAUGUAGAAUAAAAUAAGACAGGCUUCUUGAAAGGCCUGAAUUAAGCACAGAUCAGUCACGACACCUAAGCCAAGUCGGCAGACGAGCAAAAAGAACUUAAAAUAGACAAACAUGCUUCAGUUUGUUUUGUUUUGUUUUCUUUACCUUAAGGAGGCAUUAAGAAAACAUUCAGGCUCUUAGUAUUUAAUGUAACAUCAAAUGACUGCUGUCGCACGGUUGGUAUGAAACAGUCUUCAAUGUCUUACAACUGUGUUGUCAUUGUUUACAUAUAAACACACAAUGCUAAAAUGCAUCACAAAAUUUGGUUUAGUUGAUUAAACAGGGCAUCCAGACUGCCAGAAAAUACAAAGCGAGAGGAGUAGAGCAAGCUAUGCUAACUUUUAGUUUGUCUGGUAACUAGAGUGGGGUUCUUCUUGUCAUUUUUAUUGUGAUGAAUGAGUGCAGACAUGUUAUACAAAUGCUCAACACAACCAGUCGCUCCUCGUAUUGUGGCUAUCUUCAGGUCGCUUCCUAAUCCGCUAUACGUGGAAUGUCACAUGACCAAACCUGGAAAAGGGAUCGCUGACUUCCUGUGUGUGUUACGAUAACGACCAUGUUUGAUUACAUGAUUGUGUGAAGCCAAACUUGCUCAAAUUUUCUUUUCUUUAUGGCUGGUGUCUUUAGACAAAAGUUAAACAUGUAUAUCGUUUAUUUACAGCAUAUAAAUAUAUGAUUUAUGUAAACACAAACAAAGCCUAAACAUUGAAUAUUGUCAUCUUUGGUGGCUCUGUGGUGACAUCUUGUGCUAAAAAAACAUUGUAGACGUUUAAAGUCCCUACAGUUGCUUUGUCACGGCCCCCUUUGCCAUUCACCACGAUUGUGGUAGUAGGUUGCGCAUAUACUGGACUGGCUAUUGUUACUAGUCACAUCACAAUCACAGAGUUUGUGGCUCAGCCUUACUUGGUGCUGACCACACACAUAACAAUUUGCAAUCAUAAAUAUUUAACAGGUUUAACUUGUACGAUUGUCGGCCUUAACCGUUUUCUGAGCAAAUCGGGAAGGUAAAAUACACCCCACACCACAGGAUAAUCGCUCAGGAUUGUCUUUUAGGGAUAUCCGACAAUCUGGCAUUUUCUAUCUUUGAUCGGAAAAAGGGGAGACUUGGAAUUUCAUUAAAAGUGGCUAGACUGGCCAUGAUGGACAUAUUGGAAGUAGCACCACUUGAAGGAAGGAAGCUCGGUGUUGCAGAAAUUAACUAGAGAGUAACUCAAAUUUCAAAGAAAGUACAAGAAGCACGGAUGUGGUGAUUUGGACAUAUGACAAGGAGAACUGGAGGACAGUGCGUUGGAAGUAAAGGGACUUGAAAAUGAGCUCAGAAAAAAAAACGGUGAGCCUGUUUAAGGAAAAGCUGUGAAGAAGAUUGGAAGGGAGGAAAUGCUUAAAUUGGGCCUGAUUAUUGGGAUAAUGGGACUCAGUAAGAUGCGAGAGUUGAGAACAUCCUCCUAUCCAUCCUUUGCAACUUGACAAACUGAUGAAAAGUGAAUGGAGUUAAGGUUAACCCUGUACCACGUGAAUUACUUCAGCCAUGUUUACGUUUGCUGGACUGACUGUUACAAAGCGUUGAAGUGUUCAAACAAUUAUUGCAAAAUGUGUUUGUUGUUGUUGAAAUAAAGAUAUCUACAUAUAUGGAAAAAGUAAUAUUUAUGGCACAGUCACAUUAGGCAAACUAUUGACAUUGAUAGAUAGAUUAUCUUUUCCCACAGUUCAUCAAGUAUGACAGGUCCUUUCUUUAAUUCCGAUUUUUAAUAGAUGAGAGCAGAUGUCAAACUCAAGGCUCGGGGGCCAAAUCUG
Molecule: messenger RNA, 3674 nt
Organism: Phyllopteryx taeniolatus (common seadragon)
Lineage: Eukaryota; Metazoa; Chordata; Actinopteri; Syngnathiformes; Syngnathidae
Gene: b3gnt9
Product: UDP-GlcNAc:betaGal beta-1,3-N-acetylglucosaminyltransferase 9
Exons: 7
Coding region: 441-1829 (462 amino acids)
Cellular component (GO): membrane
Molecular function (GO): hexosyltransferase activity
Source: RefSeq, a predicted model, not a curated record